Elgaria multicarinata webbii is the source of this 482-nucleotide messenger RNA. RefSeq names its product lipocalin-15-like. Lineage: Eukaryota; Metazoa; Chordata; Lepidosauria; Squamata; Anguidae. Bases 39 to 482 code for a protein of 147 amino acids. Gene Ontology annotation, molecular function: small molecule binding. The record is from RefSeq and is a predicted model, not a curated record. The transcript is spliced from 5 exons.
GAUUCCUUUACUGAGAAGGCAGAACAGAACAACGGAAGAUGAAGGUCUGGAUGAUGGGGAUGGGCCUGGCCCUCCUUGGCAUCGUUCAUGUCAUGGCAGAAAAAACUGGAGAACUCGACCAUGAGAGGGUUCUUGGGGUCUGGCACAUUCUUGCCGUGGCUACUGACUGCCAGGAAUUUUGGACGCAUAAGGACGCUAUGAAGAUUGUUGCUACCACUGUGACUAAAACAGAGCAGGGAGAUCUCAAACUGGCAUUCAAUUUCCCAAUGCCCCAAGGGUGCAAGAAAAUAGAGAUGGUCUUCACAAAGGGAGAAGAUGGGAAGCUUGUCCAUGAGGGGGCAUGGGGUUCGAAAACUGUUGAUGAACUAAAGACGGACUAUGACAACUUUGGCAUUGCCACCUACCUAGUCAAAAAGAAUGGCAAGAGCCAGGGGUCCAAGAUGGUGGUGCUUUAUGGUGCAGUCAGGCAGGAUGGCAACUGA